UCUCCUCCUCACUCGUAGUCGUAGCCUACCGUGACCCAAGUAUUAUCGGAGUCAGCAAAGAGCAGCUAGGACCAGGACGCAAAUUGGAGAGACAUGAGCCUGCUACCCUCCUUCACACAGUUGUGUCUGCUACAGAUGUUCUGGUGCAACAGCGGCUGGAGCGCCUCGACCGAUUCCUUCCUGAAUCCGUUCAAUCAGUGGACGGAUGAUAUUGAUUUAGGACAGAUUCCAAGGCUUUACAGGAGGGAGGAGGUCGGAAAUCUGGUGUGGAGGGAUGAGAACGAGGAACAAGUACAGAAUGUGUUCAAGAGAUUCCUCUUUCAUUAUUCCAAAGCUCACAACGCCUUAGGUGCCAUGCAGCACAUCCAACACAAGUCCAGCUCAGUCCAUCCUCUGAUGAGGCUCUUCCCCAAACUCUCCCAAAGGAGGAAGAAGCAGCUCGUAAUGAUGAUCCGAGAGCUCCCAGACAGGAUAUAGAUUAAACACCACGGAGGAAGAGGACAAGGACACCAUCUUAACGCCAUUUCAUCAUUUAACACUAGUUAUUAUAUUAAUAAAACAUCUGCAAAACUCUGUCUUCCUGUUGUGCGGUCCAUCUACUCAUGUUUAUAUUUUGUAGGUCAGUAUGGAUGUAGACAAACGUAUAAUCACGUGUGUAUAUAUAUAUGUAUAUGCGCAGGUAUGGAUAGUGUACAAAGUAUGUAGGAAUAUAUUUGGUGUAUGAAUGUGUAAUUUUUGUGUAAAUGUUUACUGUUCAGCUCCGUUUAUGUAUAAACCUCUUUAAAAGAAUAAACACAGAAUCACUGAAGAAUAAACAAAGAUUAACUCAUUUUAAUCCAACAUGUAUAAAAUGUAUGACAUUGUUGACAUGAUUAUAUACAUAUUUUCAAACAUAAUAAAAAGGAGUGGGUUCGUGUUCAACGACUUCGUAGAUUAUGUUUGUUGGGGAGGAAG
Gadus chalcogrammus (walleye pollock) is the source of this 954-nucleotide messenger RNA. It is a transcript of the gene nms, whose product is annotated as neuromedin S. The coding region runs from base 94 to 477 and encodes 127 amino acids. The transcript has 7 exons. Lineage: Eukaryota; Metazoa; Chordata; Actinopteri; Gadiformes; Gadidae. The record is from RefSeq and is a predicted model, not a curated record.